AUGGGCGUCGCGUCCUCUCGGGGCGCCGCACCGCCCUGGUCGUCGCCGUCUGGGGCGCCGACGGCCGCCUCCAUGUUGCCGGUCGCGCUGCAGGCCCGGCGCGGCGCUGGCGCACGCGGCCACCUCCCGAGGGCCCACGCGCCCAGGGGCAACGGGGAAGAAAUUCACGAAAACCCGAGAGCGAGGAGUCACUUCCCGGCGGCCUCGCCGCCCGGCUCAGCAACUGCGCCCGGUGGUCGCCGCCCCCACAAGUUUCCUUGUCCCGACCCGGCUGAGGCGAGCAAAGCCCCGCGCCCCAGCGCGCGCGGAGCCGGCUCAGGUGAAGCGAGGCCUACGGCCCCAACACCGGGAGCCGAGGAAGCCGAAAGAGAAAGACGCGGCCUUUCGUCUCCCCACCUCACAGGAGGGCGCCGGAGGGGCGGGGAGCGGGCGGGGGCGCCCAGCGGAGGGCAGCACGCUCGCAGCCCAGAUUUUGUUUUCGCUUUCGGCCAGACAGCGGAGAGGACGGCGGGAGGUGUAGUUUGGCCAGCGGCAGGAAGUCGGCCUGCGGCGGGCGGGGACGCGCGGCCGGCCUACCCGGGGGAGGCGCCCGGGAGGCACGGGGACUACAAGUCCCUACAGCGCGGGCGCCGCCGCAGCCGUCCGGAGCCGGCUUCGAGCUUUCCGGGCACAGCGUCCGCGAGCAGGCCGAGGGUCUCAGCUAGCCGACGCGCAGCAACCUGCGCGCGCCGCCCCGCCCGGCCGUCCGCCCACUGCGCCGCGGGGCCGCGGGAAGUGCGCGUACCCUGCGUGCGUGGAGUCGCCAGGGACACUGAGGCUGGCUGGGUCGGCCCUUUGUGUAGUUCCAAACAGAGGGCGCACCUGUCUGCUCCCCUCCCCGGCCUCUUCUCCUGGCGUUUCCAUGGAGGUGGCUUUAACGGCUUAAACAGAAAAUAG
Molecule: messenger RNA, 936 nt
Organism: Lipotes vexillifer (Yangtze River dolphin)
Lineage: Eukaryota; Metazoa; Chordata; Mammalia; Artiodactyla; Lipotidae
Product: myristoylated alanine-rich C-kinase substrate
Exons: 2
Coding region: 1-936 (311 amino acids)
Source: RefSeq, a predicted model, not a curated record